GCCCCAUGAAUUCCAUAAUAAAAAAUUUUCAACACUCACUAAACAGUUUAGCCAUGAAACUCGUUCUUCUUUCCAUGGAUGUCGUGUUUCAGUUAUGUUUGAUCAACAAAAAUUGAGAAGAAUCACAUGACAUUCAUGGACGUACAGAAAGCUACAAAAAUUAUCAAAAGGUACCUAAUAGAAAGAGGAACAAGUAGAGAUCAAUGAAGAAGGAUGUUGUGGUUUUGGCAGCAGUAACGACGGUUUCCACCAUCGUAGCGGCGGUGCUUUUGGUGAGGCAAUGGAGGCGACGUAGCGAGCAACGGUGGAGGCAUGCACAACGCAUCCUUCGAAAAUUCGCAAGAGAAUGUGCAACCCCUGUUCCUAAAUUAUGGCAAAUUGCUGAUGAUCUCGUUGCUCAGAUGCAAGCUGGUCUAAAUUCAACUCAAUCCACACUCCAAAUGCUUCCUUCUUGCUUACCUUCACUCCCUAAUGGUGAUGAGAAAGGUCUAUUCUAUGGGAUUAAUCUUCGAGGAACUAACUUCAUCGUCGUUCAAGCGCGACUUGGAGGAAGAAAUGCACCCAUGUCACGUAUUGGAGGAAGAUGUGAACCCAUUUCGGAUCUAUACAGACAAGAAAUUUCAAUUCCUCCCAACAUAAUAGAGGCCAGCUCCCAGGAAUUAUUUGAUUGGAUAACUGUGGAGCUUGGAAAAUUCAUCUCCCUGCAUAGUGAAGGUUUACAAGGAGGAGAGAAAAAUCUGGGAUUUACAGUAUCACCUACUAUUGCAGAAGUAGCUGCCUCCAGGGAAACAGCCAUUGCGUGGAAGGACUCAUUAUUAGGAGAUGCAGCAGGGAACAAGUUGUUGAAUGAAAUUAAUGUCGCCAUGGAGAAGCACAGUGUUGAUAAGCGAGUUUUUGCCCUGGUUGAUGAUACCAUUGGAGUUUUGGCUGGAGGAAGGUACUACAGUAAAGAGAGUGUGGCUGCAGUCACUCUAGGAAUGGGCACUAAUGCGGCUUAUGUAGAAUCAGCACAAUCCGUUGUAAAAUGGCCUGAUCAGACUCCAAAACCAGAAGAAAUAGCAAUUAAUACCCACUGGGGGAAUUUUAGAUCCUCCCAUCUUCCAAUUACAGAGUUUGAUACAUCGUUAGAUGCUGAAAGUUCAAAUCCUGGUAGCCAGAUAUUUGAGAAGCUUAUUUCAGGUACAUACUUAGGAGAAACUGUUAGAAGAAUCUUAUUAAAGAUGGCUCAGGAAUCAGCUUUAUUUGGAGAUACUGUACCACCUAAGCUAGCAAUUCCGUAUUCGUUGAGGUCCCCCGAUAUGGCUGCUAUGCAUCAAGACACAUCAGAGGAUUAUGAAAUAAUUGAUGAGAAACUUGGAGAAAUUUUUGAGAUAACUAACUCUACAACCAUGGCAAGAGAACUAGUUGCAGAGAUCUGUGAUGUUGUAGCAGAACGUGGAGCUCGCUUAGUUGGAGCUGGCAUCGUAGGGAUUGUAAAGAAACUAGACAGACUUUCUAAUAGGAUUAGCAUUAUUACUGUAGAAGGUGGUGUCUAUGAGCAUUAUCGUGUUUUCAGGAACUAUCUGCAUAGCAGCGUAUGGGAGAUGCUUGGCAAUGAAUUCUCUGACAAUGUGAUUAUUGAACAUUCUCAUGGUGGUUCUGGAGCCAGUUCCAUCUACAUUGCCGCUUCACAACCAUAAAUCUCUCAAAUUCUUAGUAACUUGAUUCUUUUAAGCCAGGAUAGAUAGUUACAUCAUUUGUAUUCUUUUACAUCCUGGAUCACAAGGAUUUAUAUUUCGUUUACUGCUUGUUUGCGUAAGCAACAAGUGGCAGAUUUACAUACAUAAUGUGUAAGAUUAGAUGUCAUAUUUCAUUGUGUGAUGAUUACCAAUUAUCUUGUUAACCACAUAAAUUAGUAGUCCUUCUACAGUAAGCUUUAA
This is a messenger RNA of Solanum pennellii, 1919 nucleotides long. Its product is annotated as probable hexokinase-like 2 protein. The transcript is spliced from 9 exons. Gene Ontology annotation, biological process: glycolytic process; glucose 6-phosphate metabolic process; intracellular glucose homeostasis. NCBI's taxonomy places the organism in Eukaryota, Viridiplantae, Streptophyta, Magnoliopsida, Solanales, Solanaceae. Gene Ontology annotation, cellular component: cytosol; mitochondrion. The record is from RefSeq and is a predicted model, not a curated record. Gene Ontology annotation, molecular function: fructokinase activity; D-glucose binding; mannokinase activity. The coding region runs from base 204 to 1679 and encodes 491 amino acids.